UAUGAGGAAUGAAUAGUUUGAUGUGUUGGAAUUCCAAUAUUUUUAUUUCACGUUUAUAUCAUUGUAAAUAAUACGUGACUCUUAAAUACAAAUAUGACAUCGUUUGAAGCAAAAUUCGAUAUGUAUCCAGCUGGAGAUGUGGGAGUGGUGGAGGGGGAAAUGAAUGUUCCGACACGGGGAGUUCCCUCCGGGGACAGCAUGGAAUUCAACACCCUAGACGAGCCUAUUAAAGAAACAUUUCUCCGUGACCUUAGAGCUGUUGGUAACAAAUUCUAUCAUGUCCUUAUCCCCAGAGAAAAGACCAGUUUGUUAAAAGAAUGGGACUUGUGGGGCCCGCUGCUGCUGUGCACGCUGAUGGCCACGUUUCUGCAGGGCUCCGCCGAGCGCGCCGACGAUUCCAACGACGGCGGACCCGAGUUUGCUGAGGUGUUCGUACUGGUUUGGAUAGGCGCCGCCGUUGUAACCAUCAACUCCAAACUAUUGGGUGGAAAUAUCUCAUUCUUCCAGUCUGUGUGCGUACUGGGCUACUGCCUGUUCCCAGUAGCGCUAGCACUGGUCAUCUGCCGGAUAAUACUGUUCUCCACGCAGAACACCUUCUUAUUCUUCCUGCGCUUUGUCAUAUCCAUGAUUGGGUUUAUGUGGGCGACUUUUGCGGCCACAAAAUUCCUAGGCGACAGCCAACCAGAAGGCAAGAAGGCCCUCGCAGUGUACCCCAUCUGCCUGUUCUAUUUCAUCCUGUCGUGGCUCGUCCUAUCCCACAGCAAUGUCUAAGCGCACACUAAGAUAAGUGAAUUUGUGUAUUUAUUAUUGUGAUACGGACAAUUUACUAGGUUAAUUAUGUGAAUAAUUGAUGUAAAUUAAGUCAUAGUUAUUGACUGUUAAUAUAAUGCUAUCGGAUCAA
Cydia amplana is the source of this 901-nucleotide messenger RNA. RefSeq names its product protein YIPF6 (gene Yipf6). Gene Ontology annotation, biological process: endoplasmic reticulum to Golgi vesicle-mediated transport. NCBI's taxonomy places the organism in Eukaryota, Metazoa, Arthropoda, Insecta, Lepidoptera, Tortricidae. The transcript is spliced from 6 exons. Gene Ontology annotation, cellular component: trans-Golgi network; membrane. The coding region runs from base 94 to 771 and encodes 225 amino acids. The record is from RefSeq and is a predicted model, not a curated record.